AUGUAUCGAAAACUAACAAUAUUCGUCACUUUGUGUGGUUUUACAAUUGGUUCAUUUCUAGACGGUGAUAUAGAUUUAGCUGAUGGUGUUAAACUAGUGAAGAUAGAAACGAACUCCAUAGAAGAUGGGAGCAGAUCUUUUGGUGACAACUCGGCCUUGACUCGUAUGGCGAAGUUUCUGGAAGGGCACGAGUUGCAUGUUAGGUUGCCCAAUUUGAUUGAGAAGGAACGUGUGACGCAGUACUUGGCUGAUACUUUGAAGUUGGUGGAUAGCAGCUACAAGGAAAAUGCAGCUACUGGUAGAGGCAAAGGCGGCGGUGGUGGCGGCGUGGCAAUCAUUGGUAUGAUGUUCGCGAAGGCGAUGGGUGCUAUGGGUCUAGGAGGCGUCGGGUUUCUCACUAUGAAGGCUCUGGCUGUGUCUGCCCUCGCCUUGUUGUUAUCAGCCGUCGUGGGAGUCAAGAAACUCACUUCCCAUGAGGGUCAUGAUGAUCACCAGGUAAUUUACGCAGGUCAUCAUGGUCACCACAGACGGAAGAGAGACAUCACACCAUUGCCCUACAGAGGAUGGACAGAGUAUGAGGACAAGGAGUGA
Arctia plantaginis is the source of this 591-nucleotide messenger RNA. The record is from the annotation of a GenBank genome assembly. Lineage: Eukaryota; Metazoa; Arthropoda; Insecta; Lepidoptera; Erebidae.